Molecule: messenger RNA, 3337 nt
Organism: Culex quinquefasciatus (southern house mosquito)
Lineage: Eukaryota; Metazoa; Arthropoda; Insecta; Diptera; Culicidae
Product: meckelin
Exons: 8
Coding region: 128-3205 (1025 amino acids)
Biological process (GO): cilium assembly
Cellular component (GO): MKS complex; ciliary transition zone
Source: RefSeq, a predicted model, not a curated record
UCCGAUUCCACAGUCGAACGCGAUCCCUCCUUAGAGUAUGACCAAAGUGGGAAAAUUGUAUGUGGCGAAAGUGUUGUGAAAGCCGAUGCCUUAAUUAAUAAUUAAUCAAACGUACACAACUCCAACGAUGUUUUCAACGGGCGUGAACAGUGGCACAUGGUGUCGCCAAAGUGUGCUCAUUUUAAGUGUGUUUUCAGUGUUAAGCUUUUCGAGUGCCGAAUCCGACUUUUACAAUGUCAACGAAGUUGUCCUCUUUGCCACACCGGAUGGUUGCCGGACCGGGGAGUACUUUGAUACUUUCACGUUCAAGUGCAAACCCUGCGACGAGGGACUACAUCUGCGGGUGGACGAUAGGCGCCUUUCGUGCACCUGCGACGAACGUUCGGUCCCAUGGCGCGACUACGACUCCUCCCAGCAGGGUCCAAUCUGUCGAAACGUGACCGAAUUCUUCUCCGCCGGACCCCGGCUUGAAAUGGUCAAGUUCUGCAAAGCGUACCACGUGGCGUUGCUCAACUCGACGACGAAAUCGGCGGCCAGCGGCGAGGGUCGAAACAUUCAAAUUUACCGCAAAACCUAUCCCCCCGGCAACGAGAGUACCGUUUGUGGGUGCAAACAGCAGGGCAUGGUGUCGUUUGUGGACGGCGCGCGAACCUACUGCCUUCCGGCGGUACUGCUGCGGGACGUUCAAAGCUACCAACCGUUCCGACCGGCCGCCGUCAAUCGUCACAACGGGAACGUGUUUCGGCAAAUUAAAUAUCUGAUUGUGUUUUGCCACGUGAUGCGCAGCACGCGACACUGUCACCAGUUGGCCAACCUGUGUGUGCUCGCGUUCUACAGUCUGGACAAGUAUUCGCCGUGUGAAAUCUUCUACACCUAUCAGACGUACGAUCUGUCCCAGGGAGGGGCCGGGUUGGGAGCGACCAAGGAUAGCGCGGGCAAGAUGAUGGCCAGCCUGUGGACGGUGGGGGACACGGUCAAGCCGCCGUUGUUUUACCGCCGGGGAAAGUACGUCAACGAGGUCCUGGACAAGUAUCUGGACUUUAGCUACGACGCCAACGUGAGCAAUACGAUAAACAACACGAUAAACUUCACCCUCAUCGGCUAUGAUUUGUAUGGCCACCUGAGGAGCUACCAGCCGAUGCACCUGGCCGACCUGAACCUGUGCGAACGUUACUCGGGCAGCCAAGAGCAGCGGAUUCGAUUUGGCCAGAGUUACCACCGGCGAUGCCGGGUCAGCUUGCGUCAACUGUUGGCCGAUUUCGGCGAACCGAGAUUUUUCAACCUGUACGCGGACUAUUACGACCAGAAGGCUCGGCUGCUCCGGGCGGUUCCAGUUUUGGCGCGGAAGGCCUUUUCCCACAACGACCAUCCGGAUCCGGAAAAGUGGCAACUAGUGAGGCGCUUCCUAAUGGUGGACGCCCUAUCGGGACUGAAUGAGAACUAUAAGGGCAAGCUGUACGACGAGGACCCCUUGGGUGAAAAGUAUCACUUUGUUCGGUAUGCCAAGCGGAUUGAGCUGGAUAUUCGACUGCACCCGGAUCACGAGAAGAACCCGAAUCGAAUAGCGGUUCCGCUACUGAAAAUCGAGUAUCAAAUGGUGAACACGUCCCAACCGGAAACGUUCUUCGACGGGUUGGUGGAGUUCGAGUUUCACGUAACGUUCAGUAAAAAGUACAGCUUCGAUUCGUUACUGGAGAUCCUCCUGCCAAUCUUCAUCCUGCUGGCGUUCACGAUGACCCUGUUUCAAACGUUCUGCCACAAACUCCGCCAGAAUAAGCUGUACUACGAUAUGGAGAUCUUCGCCAACUUUGUCGUGUACCUGUGUUCGAAUGUGGCCACCGCGCUGCUCGCCGUAACGGUAAUCGUGGCGCUGCACGUGUUCGUCACGUACAAAACGCAACAGAACGUUAAAAUGCUGCUUCCGGUCGAGGUGGGAAGCGCGCUGGAGAUUUUCGUCUAUCUGGCGUUUAGUUUCAAGCUGCUCAAGUUGCUACGCGCUUUCGCCCUAAUGGCCGGUAUCGACAUAUUCUUCAUCGACUGGGAACGACCUAAAAUUUUGGACAUUGGGAUGCAGCGGACGCAUCUGGACACUCCCUCGAUAACUUCCAGUGCAACGCAGACACGUCCAACCUGCGACAGCGUAUCGGCCUGGAGGAAUUACUUCAUCGCGAACGAGUGGCAGGAACUUGCGACGAAGCGCAAAAUCUCCAUGUUUGCCCACGUGGUCCUGCUCAUCACGGUCUUCUUUCUGUUCGGAUUCGGGCACUGGUCGUCGCGAAGUUCCAGACUUCACAUCAGCCAAAAUGAAGAAUACCUCGGUGAUGACGAUAAAGUGCUCAAAAUUGCCGUUGGGAUUCUGAUCUACGGAGCGAUUUACUUCGCUCAACGAGUAUACAACUUUCUCAUCUACGAGCGGUUCAUCGAUAACGCGCUGCAGCAGUUUAUCGACGUGGCGUCGCUCGCCAACAUAUCCGUGUUCAUUCUCUGCAUGGAGUCGUACGGCUUUUACAUCCACGGCAGAUCACCGCACGGAUUUUCCGACACCGACAUGUGCUCGAUGAUUCUGCAGUUCAAGCGGGAAGAGGACAACCUGUGCGGAAACCGCGGCCUGCUUCCCGGUUCCGAGCAGCAAACCUACUCGAUUUUAGUGCCAAAAAAUCUACGCGCUUUCUACGACAAGCUGAUCGCACCACUGCGGAACUCCAACUUUGGACCGCAUCAACACCUCAAUCAAACGCACCUGGUUGGCAGCGCCAAGCUGAGCAAUUCGGGUGUGAUAAGCGGCCCGGGAGGACACUUUGAGUUCAACUUUGAAAAGACUAUACUGACGUACUACAAUGUGAACAGAUUCUUCGCUGCGUUCGUGGAUCACGCUCUAAAAGAUUUGGACUACAUCAUUCAGGAACGAAGUAUUCUGGAAAACGUGCUAGAUUGUGAAUUCCAAAGCUACGUUACCGACAACAAGGGCGUGUUCUACAUCGACAACGGUCACUCGUUCGACCAGGUUCUGUUUUACGGCAAUGAGUCCAUUUUCUUCCAGCUCGAGCUUGCCCUGUUCAUCUUGGUUGUGUUGCUCACCAACGACUACCUGUGGGCAACUGUGGUCGUGGGUGUCGUCUACAAGGCAUUCGAGAUUGUGAUGAACUACGUGCUUAAAAAUAAUCUCGCCAAAAAGACGCUCAUCGAUAAAAGGUUUCUCAUUUAAUAAGUCCGCUCAGCAGCAACGUUGAAAGGUGAUGUGAUAGAAACGAGUUUCAUAUUGAAAGUCACGACGUGUUAUCAAGAAAUGCAAUAAACUGAAUACUUUUUGUAAACCCUCUUCCAAAAUUCAGAAUAA